UGCGGCUGGCAAAGCGGGUUUUCGGGAGUGGGCUAAGAUUGCAAAUUGAAAUAAUUUCAGUGAAGGAUUCGAUGAAUUAGAUUAUUUCAGUACAGUUCCCCAAACAUUGGAUUGGAUUCAUCGGACCCUGCAUUUGCUAUAAAUACCCAUUCUUCUUCUUCGUUGGAAUCACAGUCCUAUCUAGCUUUUGGGGCUGUGAUUCCUGCAUUUGCUAUAAUUAUCCAAAUCUCGUUGCUUGGAAUUACAGUCCAAGGCUAGCUCUGCUGGGACUGCGAUUUUAUUUUUUCCUUUUGUUCUGAACGUAGAUUAGAUUUUCAGUCCCUUGUCCUCCUUCUCCAUAAGAGGGUGCUUCAAUUUUUUUGAUUUUGUUUGUUGGAGAAGAUGACUGUGGGAGCUGGGAUUUCUGUGGCCGAUGCCAACUUGAUGGUGUUGGGGAAGAAGGUCCUCUCUCAGGUUCCCCCAAAUGUUGUCGUCACUCCCUCCUCUUCAAUCCUCAAUGGGGCUUUCAUUGGAGUCGAUUCUGAUCGCAAGGGCAGCCGAAGAGUGUUCCCCGUUGGAAAACUACAGGGGUUGCGCUUUAUGUGUGUAUUCCGCUUCAAAAUGUGGUGGAUGACACAGCGAAUUGGUAACUGUGGGCAAGAUAUUCCUUUUGAAACACAGUUCUUACUUGUGGAAGCGCACAAGAGUUCUGAUCUUGAUGGGAUCAGAAACGGAGAAGAAGACACUUAUGCUGUUUUCUUGCCUCUUCUGGAAGGAGAUUUCAGAGCUGUUCUUCAAGGAAAUGAGCAAGACGAGAUAGAGAUCUGUGUGGAAAGUGGAUGUCCUGAUGUUGAGGAAUUUGAUGGGACUCAUCUGGUAUUCGUUGGAGCAGGAUCAGACCCUUUUGAAGUCAUUACAAAUGCGGUCAAGGCUGUUGAGAAUCACUUGAAAACAUUCUCUCACCGUGAGAGGAAGAAGAUGCCAGAUAUCUUGAAUUGGUUUGGUUGGUGUACAUGGGACGCUUUCUAUACCAAAGUUGAUUCAGAAGGAGUAAAGCAAGGAUUGCAAAGCUUAGAGAAAGGUGGGGUUCCUGCUAAGUUUGUUAUAAUUGAUGAUGGAUGGCAAUCUGUUGGUAUGGACCCUAACGCCAGUGAAUGGAAAUCUGAUUUUUCUGCCAAUUUUGCAAAUCGCCUAACACAUAUCAGAGAGAAUCACAAGUUUCAGAAGGGUGGCAAAGACGGUUAUAGAGAAGAGGAUCCUACUCUGGGUUUUCGUCAUAUCUCCAAAGACAUUAAAGAGCAGCAUGACAUUAAGUACAUUUAUGUGUGGCAUGCUAUAACAGGAUACUGGGGUGGUGUUAAACCUGGGGUUACUGGAAUGGAGCACUAUGAGUCAAAAAUGGCCUACCCUGUAUCAUCUCCUGGGGUUGAAUCUAAUCAACCUGAUGAAGCUCUAACAACCAUUACCAUGAAUGGGCUUGGCCUUGUGAAUCCUGAGAAAGUUUUUCACUUUUAUAAUGAGCUCCACUCAUAUCUUGCAUCUGCCGGUAUUGAUGGUGUCAAAGUUGAUGUUCAGAAUAUCCUUGAAACCCUUGGGGCAGGCCAUGGUGGUAGGGUCAAACUUGCAAGAAAAUACCACCAGGCUUUAGAGGCAUCCAUCACGAGGAACUUCCCUGAUAAUGGCAUUAUUUGUUGCAUGAGUCACAAUACUGAUGGAUUGUACAGUGGAAAGCGAUCAGCAGUAGUUAGGGCAUCAGAUGAUUUUUGGCCAAGAGAUCCGGCAUCCCACACAAUUCACAUUGCAUCAGUUGCUUACAACACCGUCUUCCUCGGUGAAUUUAUGCAGCCAGAUUGGGAUAUGUUUCAUAGCCUACAUCCAAUGGCUGAAUAUCAUGGAGCAGCACGAGCAAUAGGAGGAUGUCCUAUUUAUGUCAGUGACAAACCUGGACACCACGACUUCAAUCUUCUAAGAAAACUUGCACUGCCUGAUGGUUCUAUAUUGAGGGCUAAACUCCCAGGAAGACCAACAAAAGAUUGUUUAUUUUCUGAUCCUGCUAGAGAUGGAAAGAGCCUUCUGAAGAUAUGGAACCUGAAUGAUUUCUCUGGAGUGGUUGGGGUGUUCAAUUGUCAAGGAGCGGGAUGGUGCAAAGUUGGAAAGAAAAACCUUAUCCAUGAUGAGAGUCCGGAAACAAUCACUGGCGUCAUUAGGGCUAAGGAUGUUGGCUAUCUAUCUAAGGUUGCUGAUGAGAAAUGGAAUGGGGACACCGUUAUAUUUUCCCAUGUUGGUGGAGAGGUUACUUACCUUCCAAAGGAUGCAUCUGUUCCUAUUACAUUGAAAUCCAAAGAAUUUGAAGUCUUCACAGUAGUUCCUGUUAAUGAAGUUAAUGAUGGUAUCAAAUUUGCUCCUAUUGGUUUGAUGAAGAUGUUCAAUUCUGGAGGAGCCAUCAAGGAAUUCAAUUGUAUAUCUAAUGGAACUACAAGUGUUAUCAUGAAAGCACGAGGCUGUGGUUUAUUUGGAGCUUAUUCAUCGGCUCUACCUAAGACUGUGACAGUGGAUUCAGAGGAGGUUGAGUUCAGAUAUGAGGAAGCAUCCGGGCUGGUAACUAUUGAUUUGAGAGUCCCAGAGAAAGAGUUGUACCAGUGGAACAUAUCUAUCAACUACUGAUGACUGAUAUGUGAAUCUCAUAUUUUUUGGGGACCACACCAGUUUGGAUGUUAGCAUCAUCACGUCUGACAGAAACAUAAUUUAGACCAAAAAAAAAAAAUUGAAGAGUGUGUCAUGAGUCCCCCAGAUUAGGAAACAGAAGGCUUUUCUAAUUUCCUGUGAUAUAUCUGCUCAUCUGCAGAUAACCAAGAAAGAAAACUACGGAGGUUAGGAAGCUUUCUAGCUUUCUUUUUUGGGUAAUAUAUUUAUGUAUUGGAGGAAGGCUUAGAAAGGGCUAUAUUUGAAUGGCUCUUGGAGUUGAAACCUCCUGGAGGAAGAGUGUAAUCCUAUAUCUGCAAUAAUGCCCACUCCGGGCAAUUCCAAAUAUAAAAGCUUGAUCUAUAAAAACAAGUAGCUGUAGAACAUGAAGGCCAAUUUAUGGCACGUCUUGAAAUAGUUAUAGUCAAACUUAUUUUGACUCUAAAUGUAUCAUACUUAUUUGAAAUAUUUUGACCAGGUCAAGUUAUAGUUAAAA
Molecule: messenger RNA, 3157 nt
Organism: Neltuma alba
Lineage: Eukaryota; Viridiplantae; Streptophyta; Magnoliopsida; Fabales; Fabaceae
Product: probable galactinol--sucrose galactosyltransferase 1
Exons: 13
Coding region: 382-2643 (753 amino acids)
Source: RefSeq, a predicted model, not a curated record